UGAGGUGUGGUACAAACAACAAUCAUUUGUAGUGAAAAAAAUAUACGAAUAUGGUCCUACAAAGAAACCAUAAACCCAUAAUCCAACCGUCUAUAAUUUUAGAUUUGAGUAUUUUUGGUACACAUGAUCUUUGAGGAGUGACAUAAAAAAUAGACAACUCAGAUCGUCACGUCAAAUUCAAAUUUACUCUCAUUGUGUUUCUAACUAAUCUACUCUUAUGUCAAAUUCAAAUUUUUUAUUUAUUUCUAUCAUAUUAUUCAAUACAAAUGAACUGUUACGAUUUUUUCCGACCAUAGAAUUUUAUUGAUGAUUAAAGAGCAUUACAAUCUUCAAAAGGAACAUCCUCAAUAAUGUAAGUUCGUUAAACCAAUAAGUAUCGGACAUAUUGGUCUCGCUGUUAAGUGGUAAAGGGUGAGGGUUAAGGCUUUAAACACUGGCUGAUGUGGAGUAGUUGAGGCCAUUGGUUCCCAAGUUCCCAACCCGAAAACACAGGAGGAGGGCUGAGUUCCCAAUACUUUGGGGAUCUUUCUUAUAAUUUCUCUCCUCGCACCAUGUACUUCUCAACCUACGGACAAACAAACAAACAAACAAACAGACGAGCUUCUCUUCAACGUACGUUCAUAUGGAUGGCUGCCGCAAAGAGGUGCAUGGAUUUUCUUUUAGCUCUCGAUCAUGAACCAUGCAUUCGAUCAAUGUGCAAUGGAAUUCAGAUUCCUUGUCCGGGGUGAUUCAUGUUUGCUGGUGACUUGAAACAUAGGUUUUACGAGCUUGUAGCUGAAUCCGUCAUUUGUCAUUCAAAGUAGAAUUGGGGAGGUAAAUUUUACCAACCAUGGGAAAGAAUUUGAGAGACAAAAACCCUAACAAUUCAUCAGGGAAUGAGCAUUCACCAGGUUGCGUUUGGGGAUUACUUCAUAUGAUGAAGUAUCACCACUGGCAUUAUGUCAAGAAAAGACUUGUGCACAAGAGGCAUCGCGGUAAUAAACAUGCUGUUGGAGUUGGGAUUCCGGGAAGCUGUACUGGAAAUGCCUGUAUGCCAGAAGACACUGAUGCGAAGAGUGACAAAUCUAACGGUGAAGAAAAGACAAGGCAGUUCAUUCCAGCAGGCAUACAUUCCGUCAAGGCCCGAAUAAAAGCACGGAUUGCUGGAGAAAUGUCAAAGAAUGAGGGUAGGCAUAACCGGGCUUCAAGCUGUCCUGUACGAUCACAAUUGAAACGAACAGAAUCCAUGCAUCGUUUGGAACCACCACCUAACCUGUACCCGAUUGCUGAAAUGGUAUUGAGUGAGAAUAGUCCUAGAAUUGUUCACCACGGCAAUGAAAAAUCCUGUGCUACAAGCAAUCUGGCAUCACUGUCCGCGACAUCAUAUGAACGACCAAUUAGUGGCAAUAAUGAUUGUUGUGGAGAUAGUUGUCCACUAAUCACUAGAGAUCGUACCGUGCAUGACAAGGUUAAUGAGAAUAAAAAAGAUCACACAUUUAUUGAAGAAAAGCUGGAUGAUGACAGAAUGCAAGAUAUGUUCGAGAAGAAGUUGAUACACGGGGCAAUAGCCGAAUAA
This is a messenger RNA of Pyrus x bretschneideri (Chinese white pear), 1555 nucleotides long. RefSeq lists its product as uncharacterized. The transcript is spliced from 5 exons. NCBI's taxonomy places the organism in Eukaryota, Viridiplantae, Streptophyta, Magnoliopsida, Rosales, Rosaceae. Bases 830 to 1555 code for a protein of 241 amino acids. The record is from RefSeq and is a predicted model, not a curated record.